UCUGUAAAAAGAGUGACUGAAUCGGGAACCAACAAACCCUGAACUUAACCCUGAGUUGCUAAAAACAAGAUGGCGACUUCACUCGUAAAGCAUGCGAAGUUGUUUUGUAGAUUGCAUACAGAAAUAUAUUCAUCAAAUGUAAUCUUUGAAUCUAUUAAACCUCUAAGAAAGAUUUGUCAUAACUACCCAUGCCCAGUAUCUGUCAAUCAAACGCUAGCAAUCCGAAAAUUCAGCAGCCAUGCUAAGCUAGAACAUGGUGAAGAACCAGUCCUGAGGCCAUCGUGGAAGUUAAUGGGAGCUGUCUGUCUUGAGCGGCCGCCUAUAGUUGCCACAGAGAUGAAUGCUAUUGAACAAAACUACAAAGAUAUGGUACAGUCACUUGAGUUUGAGAAUAGUGUAUUAUCCGAUCAUGAAAUUCAAUUGAAAUCAGAGAGACAGAAGAUGGAACAGAAACAAAGAGGCGAGAUUGAUGAAGAUGAGGAUUCUGGUAAUUUACUGACUGCUCAGGAUAUUGAAGAUUUGGCUGCAGAAGAACUAAAUAAAUUCACGACGGCAAAUAUCACAACAGAGGCAGAUAAAAUAGGGGACAAGAGUACUUCACAUCGCAAGUUAAGUGAAAAUUUAAUUCUGUUGAUAAGAAAGGAUGUUGGGAAGCAGAAGGUGUGGAUGUUGCCACAUAUGGAGCAUGUAGAAGGGGAAUCGUUACGCCAGACUGCAGAAAGAGCAGCGUUACAGGUUGGAUCUGGUGCUAAAGUCACGUUUUUUGGCAACGCGCCCAUCGGCUUCUACAAGUAUAAAUUUCCAAAAGAAGUGAAAGUUCAAACAGGUGCAAUAGGUGCAAAGGUGUUUUUCUUCAGAGCCAAAGUCCUGCAAGGGCAGGUGAGCAUACACAAGGAAGCAGUAGAUGAGCAUGUGUGGGUCAGUAAAGAGGAGAUGAAGGACUAUCUAGUACCGGCCUACCUAGAAUCUCUCCUUAAAUUUAUUAGGACUUUGUUAGCUGCAAUGCAUUACAAUGAGAACUGUGGAAGAAUGGUCAAUCUAUGGUAAGUAAUUUCUUUGCAACAAAAUACACAUAAUAAUUGUAUAUAUUUCUGUUUCCUUUAAUGAUUGUUACUUUUGUUUUACUUUGUAUAAUUUGUAUUUAAGUCAAAACGAUCUUGUGAAAAACACAUUUUAUGCGACAAGUUUUUCCGUUUGUAAAUAAAGUUAUUAUUACAGUAUAUUGUAUUGUACUUUAAAAUAAAAUAACACAGCAAUGCGCUAAAUUUGAACGUGUCUCUUUAUUAAAACAAUAAAACAUUUAAUAUUUCGCAGACUUUGUGGACACUUUUGGAUCUAGUGAUAAGUUGCUGUAGUAUUGAUGUGUGCAACCAUACACAGAUGCCUCACCAUAUCUUUGUAGCAGUUAUGAACGACAGGAUAAAACAGAGGAUAUUUUUGCUGAAUAACUGCCUAACUUAUGAUAAACUUGGAUACUUGAACCCUGUGUAUUUAUUAACUUAAAUUUUCUUAUUUGAACAGCAGCACAUGAAGGGAUAAACAUAUGAUCAGUCUUGCCGAUAUAUCCGUGCAUCUACUUUACAAAGUUUAUGUAGGUGGUGUUUCCGAAUU
Molecule: messenger RNA, 1611 nt
Organism: Anneissia japonica
Lineage: Eukaryota; Metazoa; Echinodermata; Crinoidea; Comatulida; Comatulidae
Product: 39S ribosomal protein L46, mitochondrial-like
Exons: 7
Coding region: 70-1047 (325 amino acids)
Cellular component (GO): mitochondrial large ribosomal subunit
Molecular function (GO): structural constituent of ribosome
Source: RefSeq, a predicted model, not a curated record